This is a messenger RNA of Trichophyton benhamiae CBS 112371, 1902 nucleotides long. Its product is annotated as vacuolar endopolyphosphatase, putative. The record is from RefSeq and is a predicted model, not a curated record. Gene Ontology annotation, molecular function: exopolyphosphatase activity; endopolyphosphatase activity. Gene Ontology annotation, cellular component: fungal-type vacuole; membrane. Gene Ontology annotation, biological process: polyphosphate catabolic process. The coding region runs from base 1 to 1902 and encodes 633 amino acids. The transcript has 2 exons. NCBI's taxonomy places the organism in Eukaryota, Fungi, Ascomycota, Eurotiomycetes, Onygenales, Arthrodermataceae.
AUGGCGCCAUGUUUACUGCGCUUCCUGCUGCUGCUGCUGACGGCCGUGGGCGCGGAUGCUGCGGCCUUGAACGUCCAGGACCAAGCUCAAGUUCCCCUGGUUACGGCCGUCGACGAAGCUGACAAUGUCCAGGGAGAAGGUCACAGCGGCCUGCAUGGCCGUUUCUUGCACAUUACAGAUAUCCAUGCAGACCUGUUCUACAAAGCCCACACAAAGAUAAAAAACGACUGCCACCGUGGACAUGGUAUAGCUGGCUUCUUCGGCACGCCUGGUACGGACUGCGACGCCCCCGAGACGCUGCUGGAUGCAACCUUCGACUGGAUCGGAAACAACCUGCGAGACAAGGUUGACUUUGUGAUCUGGACGGGCGACGCAGCGCGCCACGACAAAGACGAACGCAGGCCACGUUCUGAGAAGGAGAUUGUGAGCACCAAUCGGCUUGUGUUCGACAAGUUUGUGAAGACGUUCCACAAGCCCAAGGAUGAACUCGGAAACACCCUCAAGGUCCCCAUCAUUCCAACCUUCGGAAACAACGACAUCAUGCCUCACAACAUCAUGGAGAGGGGUCCAAACAAGUGGACGAGGAUCUUUAGCGAGCUGUGGGGUGCAGUCAUCCCGGAGGAACAGAGACACUCGUUCGCCAUUGGAGGGUGGUUCUAUGUCGAGGCCAUACCAGAGAAACUGGCUGUCAUUAGCUUGAACACCAUGUACUUCUACCGGGCCAACAGCGCCGUGGACGGGUGCAAUUCAAAGUAUGAGCCAGGGUUUGAACAUAUGGAGUGGCUCAGGACACACCUGCAACUGCUCCGGGACAGAGGAAUGAAGGCAAUUCUCAUCGGGCAUGUUCCGCCUGCUCAGAACAAGAAGAAGAAGAACUGGUCUGGUUCGUGCUGGCAGAAAUACGCUAUUUGGAUGAAGCAAUACCGUGACGUAGUCGUUGGAAGCUUCUACGGGCACAUGAAUCUUGACCAUUUCAUUCUGCAGGAUUUCGAUGAUAUCAAGUAUAUCAUUGGUGAUGAAUCAGAAUACGAUACCAGCCAUGAGAAGUCAGGGAAAGACGUCUCAAUAACGGUGUCGAUGGGCUAUCUGCGAAAGCUGAAGAAGCUGUGGUCUAAACUACCACAGCCGCCUUGGGCCGAGCAGGACCAGGCGAACACUGCUGGGUACAAGAAAGAGCUAAAGAAGUACUACAAUGAAGUAGGUGGUCCAUGGGCAGAGCGAUACUUUAUGUCUAUCGUCUCACCCAGUGUGAUACCCAACUUUUUCCCUUCUAUCCGCGUGGUGGAAUACAACAUCUCCGGCAUAGAACACUCAAAGAAGUGGCCGCAGCCACCCUACCUAAGUCCCAAUCAAGACAACACUCCUCUGCCAUAUCUCGAUGAGGAUGAUCGUGACGAUGAUAAUGAUCAAGACAACACCUCGAUAGACAUAUCGAAAAAGCACAAGAAGCGCAAGAAACACAAGAAGAAAUACCCCAAAUUUACUGUUCCCAAUCCUCCAUCCAGAACCUCUCCUCCAGGACCAGCCUAUUCCAACCAACCACUCUCCCUACUCGGCUACCAACAAUACUUUGCGAACCUGACGGAACUCAACCAGGCUCACGACGAGAAGUCUUUAGAGCUGAGUAACGUGGACGUAACCAAGAAAAGCACGGCCCCCAAGGACUUUUAUCAGCUAGAAUAUGAUACACGGACUGAUCCAUACUACCAGCUACCUGACAUGACCAUGAACAGCUACCUUGAACUCGCAAGACGGAUAGCCCGCGAAGAGGAAGUGCCCGUGCACGACAAUGAAAAAUCUAGUGACGGGGACAGCCCAUCCAUACUCAAACGUACGGUAUCUCUCUGGACGGUUUUCCGCCAACGGGCAUUUAUAGGGUUCUUCAAUGCAAGGAUGCCUUGA